Molecule: messenger RNA, 5454 nt
Organism: Neoarius graeffei (lesser salmon catfish)
Lineage: Eukaryota; Metazoa; Chordata; Actinopteri; Siluriformes; Ariidae
Gene: ppig
Product: peptidylprolyl isomerase G (cyclophilin G)
Exons: 13
Coding region: 962-3112 (716 amino acids)
Biological process (GO): protein peptidyl-prolyl isomerization
Cellular component (GO): nucleus
Molecular function (GO): peptidyl-prolyl cis-trans isomerase activity
Source: RefSeq, a predicted model, not a curated record
GCUAACAGAGUUGUUGGAUGUUAAAAUAAGGUGUUAAAUAAAAAAUGAGGAACAUUCUGGAUCCGUUUCUUUCCUCGUCUUUAUUUUUUAUGGAUUAUAAGAAGUAUCGGAUCGGGACUCGGUAUCGGCAGAUACUCAAAAUCAAAUGAUCGGUAUCGGAUCGGAGGCCAAAAAAACCUGAUCGGGACAUCCCUACCUAUCUAUAAUCCCUAAUGGGAUGUCAGACAGAUUUUAUCCUGUUUACGGUGGGCGUUCCCACUGCGAAAGAGAAACCAAUCGAAACCGAAAGAGUGAAAGUGAUUACCAUGCUAUUACCGUCCCUGUGUCCGAAAUUGCUCUCUCGUUCACUAGUCCCUGUGAGUGCAUUAUAUAGUGUAAUAAUCCUCACUAUCGUUUCGGACAGCACUACAGAACCGCGUCCUCACUAUAUUUCGGACACGGGUUGUCAAAAGACGCGCGCGCCCUCUUUCGAAUGCUGAUGUAAUCAAGCUGGAAGUUUUGUUUGUUUUGAUAGCAAUCAGGAAAGUUUGACAAAAGUCGGCAGUAAUCGUCAUUUAAACUUGUUUUUGUGCAAUGUUUCGUUUGGAAAACAGUUUUCAAAAUGGCAGCGCUGACACUUCACGUUUUGAAGUCUCGCACAAGUCUCGUGAAGAUCGCGCGGAUAAGCGACGCCUGCCGUGGACCAAACAAACUAAAUUCAACACGGCUAAAAACCGAAUAGGCCGCUAAGUAUAAUAUUGAAUUGCACUUAGUUGCCAAUACGAGUCACGAUAUAAGGUUACUCGAACCGAAAACGUAAUUGAAUAACAUGUUAAUUAAGAAAUGGAGCAAGUUCAAAAAUGACUUCAGUUCUCCUUUGAGUCAGGAUUGUUGUCUUUCUCUCUUUCGAUGAAAUGAAACCGAAAGAAAACGAGUUGGACCGAAGGGUGACAGUCACCUUGUGAAUGCUAACAAACCAACAAUGGGGGUGAAGGUGGUGCGUCCUCGCUGCUUCUUCGACAUCGGCAUCGGAAAUACGCUCGUCGGCCGUGUGGUGUUUGAGCUUUUCUCUGACGUCUGUCCCAAGACAUGUGAGAACUUCCGCUGUCUCUGUACAGGUGAGAAGGGGAUUGGGAAGACGACACAGAAACCUUUGCACUAUAAGGGCUGCCUGAUCCACAGGAUAGUGAAGGAUUUCAUGAUCCAAGGAGGAGAUUUUAGUGAAGGGAACGGCAGAGGUGGUGAAUCCAUAUACGGAGGAUUCUUUGAAGAUGAGAGCUUCUCUAUGAAACAUAAUCAGGAGUUCCUGCUGUCGAUGGCGAACCGAGGCAAAGACACCAACGGCUCACAGUUCUUCAUAACUACAAAACCUGCUCCUCAUCUGGAUGGAAUUCAUGUGGUGUUUGGUCAGGUGAUCUCAGGCCAGGACGUGAUCCGGACCAUCGAGAGUCAGAAGACGGACACGAGCAGCCGGCCGUACGCGGAGGUCAAGGUGCUCAACUGUGGAGAGCUCAUCCAAAAAUCCAAAGCCAAGAAGGAGAAGAAGAAGAAGAAACAGCAGUCGUCUAGCGAGAGUAGCGAGGACUCCUCGUCCUCCUCGGAGUCUUCCAACGAAUCCGAAGAGUCCGACAAGGAGGACAAGAAGCACAAGAAGAAACAUAAGAAGGAGCAGAAGAAAAAGAAGGAGCAGAAACACAAGAAGAAAAAGGAGAAGGGGUCUGAUGAGGAAGAAGCCAAGGAGGCGGAGCCUCAGCAGCCCGUUUCAUCUAUCCGUCCAGAGGAAGUCCCGCCCAUCCCAGAGAACCGCUUCCUGAUGAGACGCAGUCCUCAGCCUCAACCUAAAGAGGAGCAGGGCAAGGACAAACACAAGGAGAAUUCUGGGAAAGAGAGGCAGCGAGAACGGGAGAGGGACCGAGAACGAGACCGGGAGAGAGACAGGGAGAGACCCACGAUGAACUCGCGACCAAAUCGCACACGCCUGGUCAUGACCCGAUCCGGCCGGAGAAUUAAAGGAAGAGGACCCAGGCGCUAUCGGACUCCGUCGCGGUCUCGCUCUCGCUCCUGGGAUCGUUUCCGGCGCAGUGAGACUCCUCCACACUGGAGGCUGGAGAUGCAGAGGACCCAGAAGGUCAAACCCAAUACACAGACCACACAGGAGCGCUGGAUCAAAGGAGACAAGGGAGACGUGUCUCAGGAGAAGACGGAGACCACGGAGCAGCCAGAGAAAGAGAAAGCUGACACUGAGCAGGCACGAGAGAGGAAGGACUCUGAGCGAGAGAAGAAAGGCACCAAGAAGAACAGAUCCAGCAGCCCAGAUAAAGGACGAGAGAAGAGGAGUGGCAGACACCGCUCCAGGAGCCAAGAGAGGGACAAGCAAAAAAAAGCAGAUGGAGAGGCCGAUAAGAGAAAGCGGCGCAGUCGCAGCAAGAGCAAGGAGAAGAAAGGAGAGGAGGAUCAGAAACGCAGCAGAACAGAUGACAAAAGGGGCCAAUCCAGCAGCAAGGACAGGAAAGACAAAGACACAAGAAAGGACACGGAGGACAACAAGAGCAAGGAGCGGCCUAAACAGUCCGAGAGAGACGCAAGAGACAAGCGGGACGACUCCAAAAAGACAAAGAAUGGAGAGACUCGGCGUGAAAGAUCGCGAAGCAGAGAGAGAGAGCGUGAAGUCAAGCGACGGUCCAGGUCUCGGUCCAGAUCCCGGUCCAGAUCGAGAGGGCGUGGCCGUCGAGAAAGGUCACGCAACAGGGGUCAGGGCAAGCGACGAAGCAGCAGCCGGGACAGGAAGUCGCGUCGAUCAAAAAGCAGGGAUCAGAGAGGGAGAGGGCGGGAGGACGGAGAGAAGAAGCGGAGCAGCGACGUUAAAUCUGAUGACACGAAAAGCAAAGAGAGCAGAGCGAGAGACCAGAGCUCGAAAGAGCGGUCGAGUCAAAAACGCCGGAGCAGGGAGCGGAGUGCCAAACGGAGACGCGCAAAAAGCAGCAGCAGCUCAAACAGCGACACAGACAAACGCAAAAAGAGAGGAAGGAGCGAGAGCCCCAAAGCGAGAGAGCGAGCAAAAGACAAAUCGCGCAGCCCCAAGAAGGAUCACAAGAACGAGAAAAAGGACUCGAGCUCCAGUGACAGUGACUGACGCGGCCCAUGACCUCCACAUCCUCUGAACACCUCAUCCAGUCUUAAGAACUGCUGAUGCACCGAUCCCGUGUGUCCACUUUCAGCACGGUCAUGAGAUUAGAGCUCAGCGUCUUGGUGGAUAUCAACACUCGUACAAGACCGUUUUUUAACUCAACAGUUUGGCAGACUUUUAUUUCCCCUCAUCCCAAAUGUAGACGAGCCAAGGUGUGUGUGAGAGAGAGAUAGAGAGAGAGAGAUUUAUGUGUAACUAACAAGUAAUGACCAAUCAUAAACUUUUUAGCUAGCUAGCAUGUAAAAGCUUGUGUGCUGCCCUGUCCUGUUCUUUGGUUGCCUGGAAACUGCACUGAAUCAGCUACAAAGCAGUAAUCGAAAAUGGAGAGCUGUUUGGCGAGUUAAAGGAAUUCAAUACAGACGCAGAGAGGCCAGAGUCGUCAUCGUUUUCUGAGAGCGCGUUGUCAUAGAUUUAAGAGUUUAGGAAGUUGGUGGGCUGAUGUUUCGAAUAAAACCGCGGUGUUGCAUCUUCGCAUCAUAAGAAAAGUACCAGGGUGUCUAAAAAGUCAUAAAACAUUGAGUCAAACUACAGACACCGUAACAUUGAUGCAUUUUCUCAGCCUUUUGCUCAAGAUGUUCCUGUUGGUUCCUGAUGUGAUGAACAGACUCUGGAUAGCAUCCUUUAGUUUUCCUUGACCAUGCCGUAGGAGCAGGAUAUAAUAGACUUAGUCUGUCUACAUUCUCUGGAUAUGAGCAAUUGCGCGCUCUGAUUGGCUACUCUACUACUAGGAUGUUAGCUCGUAUAGCGCGAGUAGAGAACAAUAAAAUGGCGGGGCGUGUUGCUGAACCAAUCGAAGACAAAAAAAAACCUCGAAAACAAAACCCCAAAAAUACACAAAAAAAAGCAACGAAAUAAUGAAAAGUAUUUGAUGGUAAGAACGUAUAUCUAUUUUUCAAGAAUUAUUGCAUUUUUCACAAAUUGCUCCUGUCAUUUCGCCAGUUGGUUUACUUUCUAAGCGGAAAUGAUUUUGUCAGACUGUUUUAUGGGCGGCACGGCGGUGUAGUGGUUAGCACGGUCGCCUCACAGCAAGAAGGUACUGGGUUCGAACUCAGCGGUGUCUGCAUGGGUUUCCUCCAGGUGCUCCGGUUUCCCCCACAGUCCAAAGACAUGCGGUUAGGUUAAUAUGGGACGGUCUUGGGCUGAGGUGCCCUUGAGCGAGACACCUAACUCCCAACUGCUCCCCGGGCGCUGUUAGCAUGGCUGCCCACUGCUCUGGGUAUGUGUGUGUGCUCAUUGCUCACGUGUGUGUGUUCACUGCUUCAGAUGGGUGAAAUGUAGAGAGGAAAUUUCAUGAAGUGUGUCAUGAAUAAAGUUGUGCUUUCUUUCUUUUUGUAUAAAGUUUUUAUUUUUUCGAACUUGCAAAUGAUAAUUCUAUCCAUGUUCACUGGAUUGUGAGAAAUGGAGCUUUUUUUUUUUGCAUAUUUGAUAGAUAACUUUCUACAAAACGUCCAACAAAAUAAUUUCUGCUCAGGCGGACUUCUUAAAAAAACUAUCGAUAGCAGCACGAAUUGACUUUUUUUCUUUUUUGUAGUAGUAGUAGAAAGUGCCGUCUUGCUGCCGUGCCGAGGUAUAGAAUAGAAUUAGACGUUUAAUUCUUCCUUGGACAUUUCAGGUUUUUUUUUUUUUUUUUUCCCCCUCUCCCAUCCCGAAUCAGAAAAAGUUUUAUUGCCAAGUAAUUGUUGCAACUACAAGGAAUUUGUCUUGGAGUUAAGGUGCUAAAUAAAUAAAGUAUUAAAUAAAGACAGUCUAUUCUAAUAAAGGAGCUACAUAAAAACGGCCUGUUCUAAGAUAUUAAGAAAUAAGAACUAAAUAAAUAUAAAAAGAUUUAAAAUAAAUAAGCAACUGUGCAAAUCAGGUAAACAGUUCUGCAAUUUUCGAACUUCAUUGAGCUUUUGAACCUGUCUUAAAAAAAAAAAAAAGGAACGAAUUUUUAUGCUUAAAGAUGAAGAAUGCAAACAAACCAGUGAAAUGACAGGAGAAAUGCAAUAAAGUUUAAAAAAAAAAACUUGCCAUCAAAUACUUUAAUUCUAUAUUUAGUGUGGGGUUUUGUUUUCGAAUAGUUUUUAUUUCGUCCUCGGUUGGUUCAGCAACACACUCUGCCAUCUUGUUUUUCUCUACUCACGGUAUACGAGCUGAUAAAUCUAGCCAAUCAGAGCACGCGAUUGCUCAAAGCCAGUGAAUGUGGAUAGAAUAUAAUAGACAUACGACGGCUUUGUGAAGCACAUUUUUCUUCGUUUCAUCAAUGUUUUUGCAAACUUGUGUUAAAGGAACAGUCCACCGUACUUCCA